Molecule: messenger RNA, 6230 nt
Organism: Myxocyprinus asiaticus (Chinese sucker)
Lineage: Eukaryota; Metazoa; Chordata; Actinopteri; Cypriniformes; Catostomidae
Product: A disintegrin and metalloproteinase with thrombospondin motifs 2-like
Exons: 22
Coding region: 91-4092 (1333 amino acids)
Biological process (GO): proteolysis; extracellular matrix organization
Cellular component (GO): extracellular matrix
Molecular function (GO): metalloendopeptidase activity
Source: RefSeq, a predicted model, not a curated record
GGAGGGGGCAGCGCUCGCUGCUGGAUCGCUUAUCUGAGAUUUCAAAGUCCGCCUUUCGCCCGUGUGCUCUCCCCACUCCGCGGACCCGCCAUGGAUGUUUCUCCUGGAUGUGCAUUCUUUAUUCUUUUCCUUCACUUUCACUAUGCGGAUACUCUUUACAUCGCCGACAGUAUAGAUUCCCUACAGCAUGUCUUAAGGGAGUAUGGGCUAGUGAGGCCAGUGAGCGUGGAUGCAGAUGGACACUUCCUCUCCCAUGCCGUCUCUGCCAGCCGGCUGAGUGGGCAGUGGUCCCACCGGCGCUGGAGGCGAGAGGCCAACCAGCGUGGAGAGACCAAUGAGUCAGAGAUGAACUCAGACCAGGACCACCUGAGGCACAAGGAGACACUCUUUUAUAACGUAACUAUUUUCGGGCAGGAGUUUCACCUUCGCCUCAGGCUUAAUUCAAGGCUCGUGGCCCCAGGAGCCAAAGUGGAGUGGCUUGAGGACAAUAACCAAACACAUUCGGAGCCCUUGCUGCCUAGUGACUGUUUAUAUGUGGGUUAUGUUACCAAUGUGCAGGAUACAUCAGUGGCAAUCAGCAACUUCGAUGGCCUGGCGGGGAUGAUCCGUGCAGGUCAAGAGGAGUUUUUUAUCGAACCACUGGAGAGAGGAGGCGAUAUGACAGGAGAGGAGGAAGGAGGGCCUGGGCGACAUCACAUUGUCUACCGCUCCUCAGACAUCAAGAGGCCACCCGUCAAUCAGCCUGCUGACUUUCAGCCAAGAGGUUCUCCUCUGGGUGGUCUGAAUGGAAUGGAGUUCUUACCUCACAGUUUUAAGAAGAGAGUAAAGAGUAAUACACGAGCACGCCGAGAGACUUAUGAAGAUGACAUCUUUAACAUCGAGGUUCUGCUGGGGGUGGACUGCUCUGUGGUGAUGUUCCAUGGCAGAGAACAUAUCCAGAAGUAUCUGCUGACUCUUAUGAACAUUGUGAAUGAGAUUUAUCAGGACAGCUCUCUGGGUGCCCAUAUUAAUGUUGUGCUGGUUAGAAUCAUGAUGCUCUGUUCCUCCAAGUCCAUGGGUUUGAUUGAGCUGGGCAACGCCUCUCAGAGUCUAGAGAACGUGUGUCGCUGGGCCUUCCUGCAGCAGAAAGAGGACAAGAAUGAUGCUGAAUACCAUGAUCAUGCUAUUUUCCUUACCAGACAAGAGUUUGGGCCCACUGGCAUGCAGGGUUAUGCUCCUGUAACAGGCAUGUGUCAUCCUGUGAGAAGUUGCACUCUGAAUCACGAGGAUGGCUUCUCCUCUGCUUUUGUUGUGGCCCAUGAGACAGGACACGUGCUGGGGAUGGAACAUGAUGGCCAGGCGAAUGAGUGUGGAGAUGAGGUGCCCAUGGGCAGUAUAAUGGCUCCUCUGGUUCAAGCAGCCUUCCACCGCUUCCACUGGUCCAGAUGCAGUCAACAGGAGCUCAGUCGAUACCUCAAUACAUAUGACUGUCUCCGUGAUGACCCCUUUGAUCACGAGUGGCCAACUCUGCCCCAGCUGCCUGGUCUCCACUAUUCUAUGAAUGAACAGUGCCGCUUUGAUUUUGGAAUGGGCUACAUGAUGUGCACUGCGUACAGCACCUACGACCCAUGCAAGCAGCUGUGGUGCAGCCACCCAGAGAACCCUUUCUUCUGCAAGACCAAAAAGGGCCCUCCCAUCGAUGGCACUAAGUGUGCAACAGGGAAGCACUGUUUUAAGGGUCACUGUAUCAAGUUGACACCAGACAUUCUCAGGCAGGAUGGCCACUGGGGUCAGUGGACCAAGUUUGGUUCCUGUUCUCGCAGCUGUGGCGGUGGAGUACAGUUCCGCACUCGCGAGUGUAACAACCCAAUUCCGGCUAAUGGGGGGCGCACCUGUUAUGGAAACAACUAUGAGUUCCAGCUUUGUAACACUGAGGAGUGUGCAAAGGCCCUGGCUGAUUUCAGAGAAGAGCAGUGCAAGAUGUGGAACCCCCACUUUGAGCACGAGGACACCAAACACAAUUGGCUGCCCUACGAACACCCUGAACCUGAGGAGAGAUGUCAACUCUACUGCCAGUCAAAGGAGACCGGAGAUGUGGUGUCUAUGAAGAGAAUGGUGCAUGACGGCACACGGUGCUCCUACAAAGACCCUUACAGUGUGUGUGUGCGAGGGGAGUGUGAGAAAGUGGGCUGUGACAAUGUGAUCGCUUCAGAGCUUGAGGACGAUAAGUGUGGGGUGUGUGGAGGAGAUAACUCCACCUGUAAGAUUGUCAAAGGCAACUUCACCCGCAGCACGAGGAAACCAGGUUUUCUGAAGAUCCUGGAGAUUCCAAGAGGAGCACGGCACAUAAUGAUCCGUGAAUUCAAAGGAACCCCACAUAUUCUUGCGGUGAAGAACCAAGCAACAGAACAUCUCUUUCUGAACGACGAGGGAGAUUUUCCAGAGUCACGUACAGUGAUCGAAAAAGGUGUGGCAUGGGAGUACACCAACAAUGAUGACAUGGAGACGGUCCAGACAACCGGACCACUCAAAUAUGGAGUUCUUAUCAUGGUUCACUCCCAGAGUACUUUUAAAGUCACACUUUCAUACAAGUACAUACUGGCGGAAGAGCCGCUUUCAUCAAUGGAGAAUACCCUACCUCAGGAUGACACGGUCUAUUUUGAGUGGGCUCUGAGGAAGUGGUCGCACUGCUCCAAGCCAUGUGGCGGAGGGAAACAGUACACGCGUUUUGGAUGCCGGAGGAAGUUGGAUGGCAAAAUGGUGCACCGCACGCUCUGCUCCAACAUACCCAAACCUCGAGCCAUCAGUCGAGCCUGUAACCAGAAGGAGUGCUCAGAACCAAUCUGGGUGACAGGAGAAUGGGAGGAGUGCAGUAAAUCAUGUGGUAAGACUGGUUCUCAGACUCGACCUGUGCGCUGUGUGAGACCUGAGGUGGACGGAUCAUACAAAGCCGUCAACGCCAAAUACUGUAAUGAUGACCGGCCAGAGGGACGCCGUUCCUGUAAUCGCCACCUGUGCCCCGCACAGUGGAGAACUGGACCUUGGUCUCAGUGCUCAGUGACCUGUGGCAAUGGAACUCAGGAGCAGCAGGUUAUGUGCAGCACACCUGACAAUGCCAUUGGCAUUUGCAUGGACACCAAACCUGAGAGCAUUAGAACAUGUCAGCUGGCGCCAUGUCCAAAUGACAGAGGAAACUUCCUCAUCCAGUGGCUCUCCAGAGCGGACCCUGAGUUCCCAGCACCCAAGAUCUCCUCAAGGUUUCGCUGUAAAGGAGAUAAGUCUGUGUUCUGUCGGAUGGAGGUUUUAAGUAAGUACUGCUCCAAUCCUGGCUAUAGACAGAUGUGCUGCAAGUCUUGCAACGAGGGUAACUAUACCACAGAAUUCAACGUUACUAGACCCUGGACCUAUGCUACUGUUGCACCUCCCGUAACCUCCACUGCAACAGCUCCUGUUCAGACCACACAGAUGUACAGGACCUCACUGAAGCCCAGCACUCACAGCAGCCGUUUAGCAGGCACACCAUCUGUCAGCAGGUGGAGAAGACCCAGUACCACUGCCACACCUUGGGGCUACACAACCACUGCCAACCCAUUGACCCUAAGGAGAGAAACGACAAUCGCUUGCACCACUAAUACUGUCACUAUGGAAAACCAGCAUACUAGCACACCCACCUACAAGGAGGACACCAGCGCCCCCUUCUACGAGGAGGAAACUUGGAGCGGUGUCUCAGCAGAACACAUCUCAGAAUCAGAAUCAUCUGAGUCCGUCUCAUUUUCUGCAGAGCCCUGGCCAGUCACUUCGAUAUUUACCAGUACUGUUGAUGAUGAAAGACUUGACACAUCUAUUAUGACAACGCCACCGCCUAGAGUUACAGCAACAAGCCCUCCUGCCAUAGUUACUCUCCAUAGGUCAGAGGAUAAAAAGGAAAAUAACUCCAUUGAUGUGUCCUACAGGAUUGUCAGUUUAAACGAAGUUGCACUUAACCACUUUGUUCUCAGAAAGCUAAUGCCGUUCCGUGAGAAAAUACAAAAUAAAAGGAUUCAAGAGCUCCUCGCAGAGAAAAGGAGGCAAGACUUUCUCCUACAAAGACGGAAAAUAAAGCCAAGAGAAUGAUAAAUUGUUUUCUCUCUUUCCAGUUCCGUUAUCCCUGGUGAUCUUAUGGUAUUAUGUGAGUACAUUUAACAUGAUUUUACAGGAAGUAACAUGAGAUCACAGUCUUACUUGUGAUAUCUGUUCAAGGAAUCUUAAUACAUGUGAUCUGGGAAAGAAGCAUUACCAUAUUCAAUGUUUAACUAAAAAUGACAGUAUCCCAUUGGUUUACAACAUUUUGCUAUUUAAAAAAAGAUUGAAUGAACAUUUGAAUCUGUCUAAUGUUUUAAAGUUGAAGUGUCCAUGUUAAUGUUAAAAUACUUUAUCCUAUCCCAGCUUAAUGUGCAAACACAACUAAGUAAGUUUGUAGGUUUAUUCCCCUUAAACAAUCAAUCAAUUUUGUAGGUUGAUUCCAAUUUAAACAACUGUUUGUUUAAACAUCCUGACCAAUCUAAAACAGCAAUACUGGCUCAACCAAUAGAGUGAGUUUGGGGGUGGGACUAUCUGUGAUCAACCAAUGGAAGACAGGGUGUUUAGAGAAACCUUUUUGCAAUAGAGCUUAAAAGAGCACAUGGGUGCACCCCAUUUUCAGCCAUCUUGGUUCCCAUUUUUUCCAUUAAUUUUUUCUAUAGGCUUUUCUUAAAAUCCUUCAUAAAAAAGUUCUAAUCCAUGCACCAAACCAACCAGCUCCAAGGUGAAUCACAACAUGACAAACUUUGAUCUAAAGCAAAAGUAUUUGAAAAUCGGACAAAAAGACAAAGAUACAAGACUGUGUACUUCACGUCUUUCAUGAGGAAAUGAACUACAAUCCCAUGAUGCAUUGCAAAUGACGUAAUUGAAUUAAAAACUAUGGAGAAAUAUAAAACUAUUGAUUUAAAGUUGUUGAUUGUAAGUAUAGGAUCAAUAUAUUUAAAUUAUAUCACAAAAUAUUGACAUUUGACUUGGUUUGUUUGCUGCGAUUUUCUCUAAUUGGUUGAUCUUUCUCUGCAGGAACAUGGGAAGUGUAGUUCUUCAUCAGGAAUUCUGCUAUUAAGCGCAAUUUUGUAAAAAGUUGAAAUAACACAGACUGAUGGCUUCAGCAGAAUGAUUUGUCAGCAUCUGGUUCAUCUUACAUAAAACUGAAAUUUUCCAGCAUAAAAAGAUGUCCCAAAUUGCAUUUUAGUUGCACCAUGACAUCGCAAUGAAGUUUUUAUGGUGCUAACUCCACAACCUAAAGGGUCCUUUGUCCUGUGAAACUCCUGUGAGCCUUAUGUUGAAAAACAUUGUUUUCAUACCACUAAUGUUGAUUGCUUUGGCAUUUUGUUUUCAUUAUGAAAAAUAUUGUUAUCACAGAGAUUCAUCUUGCUUACGACUUCUCUGCACAAAUCUGAAUUAUCUUACUAUAUGUUGUAAAUAUUAACUAGAAUUAUAUUUGUUGUAUUUAUUGAAGUGCCUAUUACAUUAAAGGAGUUUUAAUACACAACUCACCUCAUGCCAUCUCAGAUGGGUAUGACUUUCUUUCUUCUGCUGAACACAAAGAUUUUAGAAGAAUGCCUCAAAUCUGUAGAUCUAUACAAUGCAAGUGAAUGGUAACCAAAACUUUGAAGCUCCAAAAAUCACAUAAAGUAAAUAUUGAUCUGUUUCUCACCCACACCUAUCAUAUCGAUUCAGAAGACAUGGAUUUAACCACUGGAGUCUUAUUGAUUAAUUUUAUGCUGCCUUUAUGUUCUUUUUGGACCUUCAAUGUUCUGAUCACCAUUCACUUGCAUUGUAUGGACAUAGAGAGCAGAAAUAUUCUUCUAAAAAUCUUUGUGUUCUGCAGAAGAAAGUCAUACACAUUGGGUUUGCAUGAGGGUGAGUAAGUGAUGAGUUUCCUUUUUGGGUGAACUAUUACUUUAAGUGAAUGCUUUCUUCAAAGGCAUUGUGCAUAUCAGUCCACUUUGUGCUUUUUGUGCAUGCGGCAUGAGUGACAAUUCUACACAUAUCCUAGAAACACAGGAAGCAAUACUGAUAUCUUCUCCACACUGUCUGAGCACCGUCUUGAAGAGUCAGUGUACGAAUAUUUGGAAAAUGCAGUGGGCGUCUAUGUUCUUGAUUUAUGACUGUCUGCAUUCUUGAUUUAAGGGGUAUGAGUGAACGCCUACAUUCUUGAUUCAUCAAAUUCUUGAUUUAAUAAAGCUGCA